AUGUUGUUGUUGAGGCUCGGAUUGAUUGUCUUGCUUCAAGUUACUAACGCGUCGAUUGCCACUUUUGAGGUGAAACUCUUGAAGAAGAGUGAUUUUGAAAUGGUGGAUUCGAUUGAAACGAUCAAAUUCUGUUUGCGGCCAUUCGUCGAGCUGUCGAUCAUUCACGAGGAAUGUCCGCUUGGUCAAAGAAUCAUCAGAAAAAACGAUUUUCUCACCUUCACUACGAUCCAAAUCCCACUCCCGCCGAGGAUCCACGUUUGGCAGGGAGGCUACGCUCUUCUCGUCAAUGUCACCUUUACGAAUCGAGCUACACUCCAACUGCGUACCAUCGGGAAUCUAAGCGGCUAUGGAGAAUGGAAAGAUACGCAAUUACGAGAAAUCAAUGAAAACGUUUACCUGAAAGGAUCGACUCGUUUAAUUUGCACAAGCGGUUUCUACGGUCCCCGAUGCAGUCGUCGAUGCUUGGAGACGGAAAAAUAUAAAUGCUCGCCCGAUGGCAUAAAAGUUUGCACUCCCGAAUGGACUGGAGAUCAAUGUGAAAAGGCUUUUUGCCCAUCUGGCUGCAAUAAUGGCACGUGUUCUUUGCCGGGGAAAUGCCGAUGUGAUCCGGGAUUUUCUGGGGAGAAAUGUGAUCAGUGUAAACCGGUAAGUGGAUGUGCCCAUGGGAAAUGCGCGAACGGACAGCCGAACACGUGUCAAUGCGAAAAGGGAUGGAGUGGACCGCUUUGUGAUUAUGACCUCGAGUACUGUACUAGAAACGAGCCGUGCGAAAACGGGGGACUCUGCCGGAACGAGGGCCCAAAACAGUUCACUUGUGAGUGUCCGCCCGGAUACUCUGGACAAAAAUGCGAGAUCCCAGUCGCAAAUCCGUGUCUCGUCGAGGGAAUUUGCUCGAAUGGUGGAAAGUGCUCAUCACCUGCUCCGGGCGCUUAUAAAUGCGAUUGCCCAAAUGGUUUUUCUGGGGAACACUGCCAAAUUGCGAAUUUUCAACCAACGAUCAACCCGUGCUUGCUGAAUCCUUGCCAAAAUGGAGCCACGUGUCUGGAAAUCGCCGAAAUGGCCAAAUGUCGAUGCUUGCAGGGAUUUUACGGGAGAUUUUGUGAAUUGCAAAGCGAAUCGGAGAAAUCGAUCGACGAGCUUUCUGCCGUAACGCUCACCCCAGCCAUUGUUAUCAUUUGGAUUGCAGCUUUCCUUGUGCUGUCGAUCUCGAUCUACUCGUUGUGCAAGUUGGCGUGUAAACGCGGGAAAUUCUACAGCAAACAAAAUUGUCUCAACGCGGCAAGAAGUCGAAUUUACAAGGCUCUGCCUGGGAACAAAGAGAUCCAUCCCGAGCACAAUCAACUCUCCAAAAGCGAUCCGGAAAAAGCUGGGUCUGAUUUCUCCUCAGAAGUUCGUUACUCAACGACACCGAGGCGAAUCGACGGGAAAAAUUUGGCAAAUCACCAAUUGAUCCCAGAAAUUCCCGACGAAUCGGUGAUUUAUUCGGAAAUCGUUCACUCACCGAGGAAAACACGGGAAACUUUGGAAAAUGACCCGGAAAUCUCGAUGAUUUGCAAGAAAAUCCCAUUAAGAUUUGCG
Messenger RNA from Mesorhabditis belari, 1578 nucleotides. The record is from the annotation of a GenBank genome assembly. NCBI's taxonomy places the organism in Eukaryota, Metazoa, Nematoda, Chromadorea, Rhabditida, Rhabditidae.